AUGAGACUCCUUACUGUCCUGCUGCUAGCCAGCCUGGCCUCAGCUGCCCCCGCUGUCCUUCCAGUUCCCGAACUCUUCCCCAGCAGCCACCCCAGGAAGGACCAGGUCUCCAAGGAGGACCUUGCUAAGGAGGUGUUCAUCUCCACAGAAGAGUUGGUUUCCGAAGAGAACCCGAUGAAAGAACCCACAAAGCCAAAGAGCCAAAAGCUCAAGGUGCCCAACACCGCAUCCCGAGAGGACCAAGACAUGAAUACUGAACUGCAAACAGAAGCAACUACAGAGCUACCUGCCAUAACUGCAACCACCUCAGAGAGAAAACUGGCCAAGCUCAGCCACAAGAUCGGGAAGGACCUGGACCAAACAGUGAAAGGAAUCCUAAACUAUCUGGGAAAUCUAGUCCCCGAUGCCGGCAUCAUGAAGCUAUGA
Ochotona princeps (American pika) is the source of this 426-nucleotide messenger RNA. Its product is annotated as glycosylation-dependent cell adhesion molecule 1-like. The record is from RefSeq and is a predicted model, not a curated record. NCBI's taxonomy places the organism in Eukaryota, Metazoa, Chordata, Mammalia, Lagomorpha, Ochotonidae. The transcript is spliced from 3 exons. Bases 1 to 426 code for a protein of 141 amino acids.